Molecule: messenger RNA, 1314 nt
Organism: Durusdinium trenchii
Lineage: Eukaryota; Dinophyceae; Suessiales; Symbiodiniaceae
Source: the annotation of a GenBank genome assembly
AUGGCCUCUGACAUGGAUGUGCAGAUCAAGGCCCUGAAGGUUCCCAUUGGCGUGAAACGCUUGAGCAUAUCGGGGCAGCUGAAUGUCCUUUUCCACCCUGUGUCCUCGAAGCCGCCCUUCUUCGCUGGUGUCACGGUGUUCUUUGUUGACCCACCUGAGCUGGACAUGGACUUCACCGGCGCUGCUGACUUUGUGGAUUUGCCGGUGCUCCGUCAGGUGGUAAGGUCCACAAUCCUGGAUGCAGUAAGGGGCUUGGCAGUGUUGCCUGCUCGCAUUGCCGUGGAUCUCAAUCCGGAUGAUGAUACGGAUCAGGCGGAUCUGAGUUACCCGCCGCCCAAGGGUGUGCUGCGAGUCUUGGUUAAGAGCGCCAAGGGCUUGCGCGCGGCAGACCUGAAGCUGUCAGGGGCUUCCUCUGACCCUUAUGUAAUGAUCGAGGUUGGACAGCAGCAAUGGAGGUCAAGUGUGAUUGAGAAAAGCCUGAAUCCUGUGUGGGAGCAUGGUAAUGUCGUGGAUCUCUUGGUCUAUGAGCCGGGGCAAAAGGCAAACUUAUGGGUUUUCGACAAGGACCGCUUCAGUAAAGAUGAUUUGCUUGGAGUUUCCAAGGGCGUGGUUCUAGAGCAAUAUUUGAAUGCGAAGACCCCGCAAGACUUCGUCUUGCCACUCUUCUUCGAAGGCAAGGAAGCCGGCAGCCUCACGGUUGGUGCACGUUGGUUCGAGCUCAGCGCUGCUGUCCCGCGCAGCUUUCCAUCUGCUGUAGCGAGGGGGCCCUCACAGGUGUUGCUGGUAGUGAAGCUCUUAGGCAUAUGCAACUUGCCCAAGACCUACAAACCACCAUUUCAAGUGAAAAUCACCUGCAAUGGGCAUCAGCUGCUGACGAAGAAGAGCACACCUCCAAGCAACAUUCGUCCUGUGGCAGAGGAGGUGGCAGACAUUGCACGGCGUUUGAAACUCGCGAACCACAGCCUGCAGCAGAUAUCCGAGAUCACCAGCCUGGAGCCUCAAUCCGUGAAGCUGGCACUAGCCCAGCACAGUCCUUCGAGCUUCUCACGCGCGCGGAAGGAAGCAACCCAGGAGAUGAGUGCAACACAGCCUGUGUUCAACCAAGUGAUGUAUUUGCUGCUGCCCUGGACUGAGAAGGUGGCCAGAGGGACCGUGGUGCUAACGCUGCUGGACCGUCAGGAUCGGCCCGUCGCGAAGCCCAUCACCAAACGUCUCAACGACGUGAUUGGCACUGUGGAGGGUGGCUUCCAGCUCCACGGCGGUGGGACGCUCAAUGGACGGCUGAGCACCUCUUGGUUGGCGAUCCCCAGUUGA